This is a messenger RNA of Trifolium pratense (red clover), 1673 nucleotides long. RefSeq names its product E3 ubiquitin-protein ligase SP1-like. Gene Ontology annotation, molecular function: ubiquitin-protein transferase activity. Gene Ontology annotation, biological process: protein ubiquitination; organelle organization. The transcript has 11 exons. NCBI's taxonomy places the organism in Eukaryota, Viridiplantae, Streptophyta, Magnoliopsida, Fabales, Fabaceae. The record is from RefSeq and is a predicted model, not a curated record. Bases 229 to 1254 code for a protein of 341 amino acids.
CCGUCGACUAAAUUGUAGUACCCGUAACACGUAGGCAUAUCCAUUUCUAUUAUUAUUAUUUUUACCCUUCUUCCUUCAUUUUACUCAUUUCAUCAAAUUCCUUCAUUUUCAUCCUAUUUUCAUUUUCCUUUCGUCUAAAGAAUAAUAAUGAAACUAUUAUCACUGUCACAAAAUCUCUAACCUAAUAAACCUAAAUCCUUACAAAAACUAAAUUGAGUGUUGUUGAAGAUGGAAAUGGUUCCUUGGCAUGGUAUCAGCUGCUGUUUGAGUGCUGCUGCUCUUUAUCUUCUCGGUAGAUCCAAUGGCAGGGAUGUUGAUUUUCUUAAAUCGGUUAACCGGGUCAAUCAACUGAAGGAGCUAGCACAACUGUUGGAUGAAGAAGUAAUUCCCUUGGUUGUUGCAAUUUCUGGAAGAGUUGGUUCUGAAACCCCAAUUAGCUGCGAGUUCAGUGGUUUAAGAGGUGUAAUAGUUGAAGAAAGAGCAGAACAACAUUUUCUUAAACACAAUGAUGCUGGUUCCUGGAUACAAGAUUCUGCGUCAAUGUUAUCCAUGAGUAAAGAAGUUCCUUGGUAUCUGGAAGAUAAGACUGAUCAUGUGCGUGUAUUUGGAGCUCGGGGUGCUACUGGUUUUGAAUUACCUGUUGGAAGCGAGGCAUUUGAACAGUCGGGUCUGGAUCUUGAGCGUGGAAAGUUGGAUUAUAUCCAAGGUCUAAAGAUGCUGGGAGUGAAGAGAAUUGAACGGGUACUUCCAGUUGGAACUUCCAUGACCGCUGUUGGUGAGGUCACUAGAGACGAUGUUGGAGCCAUUCGAAUUCAGCGAUCCCUCAAAGGGCCAUUUUUUGUCUCUCUCAAAUCAAUUGAUGAACUCAUUGCAAAUCUUGGGAAAUGGGCAAGUUUGUAUAAGUGCGCUUCUGUGGGCUUGACAGCGUUGGGUGUUUAUAUGAUAGCCAAUCAUGCUAUUCGAUACAUCUUGGAACGACGGCGUCGCAGUGAAUUCCAGAAAAGGUUACUCGCUGCAGCUGCUAAGAGGUCUGGACAAGAUAAUGAAGGUGAAAAGGCUGACAUUUUAUCCGAUAGUGCUAAAAGGGAAAGUGCAAUGCCAAAUUUAUGUGUAAUAUGCCUUGAGCAGGAAUAUAACUCUGUUUUUGUUCCGUGUGGACAUAUGUGCUGCUGUACAGCUUGCUCUUCGCACUUGACCAGCUGUCCUCUUUGCCGGAGACAGAUAGAGAAGGCAGUAAAAACUUUCCGUCAUUGAGUAUUGAGCAUACAUAAAUCGACAUCAGAAUGAGGAAUCAUACCUUAUGAAUCCAACAGCAACAAUUUAGUCAACGGUGAUUAUAUAAUUUAUGCAAUUUUUAAUCCACCAUCUAUGUCUUUGCGCAAUCUCGAAACACUUUCAAAUAAGCAUCAAGAUGGUUACUUACUGUUGGUUCUCUUGGCAUCUUAAAUUGUAAAUAUUUACUAUCCGAAUUCCGAACUAGUUGCAUGUUAGUCCAAUUGCUAAGUGCUAUUUGCAUAUAUAUAUGUAUCUUCUUUUUACAUUAUGCUGAUUGUUCUGAUCUGACACAUGAUAUAACUUACCCUGUAUGUAGAUUUCCUUAAAAGCUUAUAUGAUGCAUGUUAGCAAACACAUUUUGUUAAUGUGACCCGAGAUUUCUUCUCUGCUUUUCCUUA